AUGACGUCAUCAUUUGACGUCGUGGGCCGGGCCCCGCCGGAGCUGCUGUGGGCUGGUGUGCCUCACAGUUCUCAUCUGAUGGCCCUGCUCAGAGCCAGCCAGAUGCAGAACUCUAACCCUAGCCCUAGCCCUAACCCUAACUCUAGUUUUAUUCUUAACCCCGUUAGGGCUAAAGAGGAGGGGGGUUUAAUCGGGGGAGGAGCAAUGAUGAGUGAGCCUCAGCUCCCGAUGUUUAGGAACGAGAGUCCUGCAUAUCACUACCAGCAGCAGCAGAAUAUGCUGCUGAGUGAAGCGCCGACGAGCUCUGGGAUCCAGGAGCUUUAUCAGAGGCUGAGAUCGUCGUCGAUGAACAGUGAUCAUUUGCAAGUUAUGUCGAACAAUGUGAGUUCUCCUGGUGUUAAUGCCAAUUGCUUCCCUUCUGCUGUUGCCGCACCGGUGACCGCUGUGUCUGUCAUGAGCACGGCUUCCUCGAUUAUGGAGCCGAUUCCGUUGACUGGGGGAGACUUUGGGUACUGGAAUCCGAUGAUGACGUGGCCUGAUAUUUCGACGGCGAAUGGAGCGUUCCCAUGA
Molecule: messenger RNA, 570 nt
Organism: Asparagus officinalis (garden asparagus)
Lineage: Eukaryota; Viridiplantae; Streptophyta; Magnoliopsida; Asparagales; Asparagaceae
Exons: 1
Coding region: 1-570 (189 amino acids)
Source: RefSeq, a predicted model, not a curated record